AUGGAGGAUGAUAUAGAGGUUGUUAGUCACCAUGGGGGGAAGUUGGUGAACGAAGGGUGCCUCGAGUAUGAAAGGGAAAGUGAUACUAUGUAUUUUGACCCUGACUUGUGGAGUUACUUUGUUGUAGUGAGUGUAGUAAAAGGGCUUGGGUAUGAUGGAUUUAAAGAUUUGUGGUUUUCUGUUGGAUGUGGUCCUAUAUUAGAUGAUAAGCUAGAACCCUUGUGUGAUGACGUAGGAACCAUGUAUAUGGUCAAUUUAGCUAGGUUAAAUGGUCAGGUUCAUUUAUAUGUUGUCCACACUGUGUCUGAACCUGAAGUCAUUGACAUGAUUGAAUAUAAUGUUGAUGAAGGAGUAUUGGAUGAAAGGACAGAAGAAGAUGAUGGUGGUGUAACUUCACAGUUUGGUGAGGCCACAUAUGAUGGGGUAGAUGGUCAUGGUGAGAGAAUAGAAGUUGAUGUUGGUGAGGAUGAUGUUGGUGAGGGUGAGAGAAUACAAGUUCAUGUUGGUGAGGUUGACAGAAUGGAAGUUCAUGUUGGUGAGGGUGACAGAAUACAAAUUGAUGUUGGUGAGGGUGACAGAAUACAAAUUGAUGUUGGUGAGGGUGAGAGAAUAGAAGUCGAUGAAGGACAUGAUGUUGAGGGUAAGAGAAUAGAAGAUGAUGAAUCACAUGAUGAUAAGACACAAGCAAAUGAUGUUGAGGAGACAAUAGAAGUUCAUGAAACACAUCAUCAGAUGGAAGUUGAUGAAGCACAUGAUGAGAGGACAGUGGUAAAUGAUGGUGAGGGUAAUAGAACAGAAGUAGAAGAGUUGGAGGACAUAGAAGUAGAAGUCCGUGAAUGGAGUACAUCAGAUGAUAAUGGUGAGGUAAAUAGUAUGGAUGGGUUAGUAGACAUAAAUAUCCAGUGUGACCUCAGAGAAAGUGACAAUUAUGGUAAUGUGGAGGUUUCUGGCAGUGGUCUUCCUAAGUCAGAUUUGGAAGAAGAUGAUAUUAGUGAUACAAGUUUAUUCAAUGAUGAAUGGGAAUAUGAGGAGUUAACUUCUCCUGACAUCAGUGUUGAAGAAAUUGGUCUGCACAAAAGCUAUUUGAAGUCAGACAUGUGUCUCAAAGUGGGGAUAACAAUGAGGUUUCUCAACCUAGAUGGAGAGGAUUACAUACCUGUAUGCUUUCUCACUUCAACGUAUGAAGAAAUGUACUCUUCUAUUAUCUAUCCUAUUAAUGGAAACAACCUGUGGGAGGUAACCGAAUAUCCAAAUGUCAUGCCUCCAUCAAGCAGAAAGUUGCAUGGUCGUCCUAAGAAGAAAAUGAGGUUAGAGCAGUGGGAGUUGAAGAAAAACAGCACCAGCAUGAGCAAAGGUGGAUUGGUAAAGAGAUGUAGCAAGUGUAGGGAAGUAGGUCACAACAGAACAAGCUGUCCCAAGACAAACCAAGAACCUGUUGUGCAGGCACAAAGAGAAGAACCCACUUCACUAGCAGAGGCUGAAGCACAUGGAGAACAACCACAUGGAGAAGAACCACACCAGAGUUGA
This is a messenger RNA of Vigna umbellata (rice bean), 1527 nucleotides long. Lineage: Eukaryota; Viridiplantae; Streptophyta; Magnoliopsida; Fabales; Fabaceae. The record is from RefSeq and is a predicted model, not a curated record.